This is a messenger RNA of Cyclocybe aegerita, 1152 nucleotides long. NCBI's taxonomy places the organism in Eukaryota, Fungi, Basidiomycota, Agaricomycetes, Agaricales, Hemipholiotaceae. The record is from the annotation of a GenBank genome assembly.
AUGAGACUGAGACUGGACAACGCUGCCUUGCUCGUUUCCGCAUUGUAUACUGCUUCAGUCUCUGCCGCGCCAUGUCUCCUCCUAGGAUCAAUCGACAACAACUUAAACCCGUAUCCUGGCAAACCGCGUCUGACAUUCAAAUCCGAUGGGACCUUCAAACUCACUGUGUUCUCGGAUCUUCAUUUUGGAGAGAAUCCUUGGGACGAUUGGGGCCCGCAACAGGACGUAAAUAGCCUCAAAUUGAUGAGGACAGUGCUGGGGUCUGAGAACCCAGAUUAUGUCGUCAUAAAUGGUGAUUUGAUUACUGGAGAAAAUACUUUUCGCGAGAAUUCUACCUUGCUCAUCGACGAGAUCAUGGAACCGAUCAACGAGGCCAAGGUCCCAUUUUCAUCCACUCACGGGAAUCACGACAACCAAGCGAAUAUCACACACAUCGAGGAGAUCGAGCGUGAACUCAAGGUUGCACCAAUGAGUUACACUCGCGUGGGACCAGACGGCGUUGGGGGCACUCAAGGCCCAGGAAAUUAUUGGGUUCCUAUAUACGCGAAGGAGUCAGACCUUGCGCCUAUCCUGAUACUCUGGUUCUUCGACUCCCGCGGUGGGUUCUCUCCGAACCCCAACUCAAUCCCUGUACCCGACUGGGUCGAUGCCUCCGUGUCUGACUGGAUUAAGUCUGAGUCCGAGGCGAUGGAAACUGUUUGGGGCCCUGCAGAGUCAUCCCGAGCUGCAUUGGCAUUCAUGCAUAUCCCUCCACACGCUAUUCAGGCCGUCCAACCGACAAUUAAUGCACAAAAGAAUCCUGGACUGAAUGCGGAUUUCCUUGGCAGCGGCUCCGUCCAGGACUCAGCAAGUGCCGGAAACGACAAGCCAUUCUGGGAUGCGCUCAACACCCAUAUCAAAAACUUGCACGCUAUAGUUUCUGGGCAUGAUCACGGCAACGAAUGGUGUGCACGCGAGCCUACCAAGGAUGUGAUAUUCUGCUUCGACAAACAUUCCGGGUACGGCGGCUACGGUCAAGCGGGCUGGGGCUACGGUGUGCGGAAUAUCUUGUUCCAUGCACCCGACCCCAAAGCGAGCGUGGAGACAUGGAUCAGGCUCGAGGCGGGGGAGACAAGGGCGAGGGUUUUCCUCGACGAUGAGUAUGGUCGAUAA